UUGAAGAUCCACCAACUCAAAUCAACAUGAAAAAGAACAUCCUUGGCCUCUGCAUUCACAUCUGUGUCCACCUGUAGGAAAUGUUGCUAUAUGUAAUGUACACAGACUGUCAUAUUUUGGGAGAUUUAACCAGAAGGAUCGCAUUGCCCUCAACAUUUGAUCUCUUCUAAAUUUGACUUCAGCAUUACCAUGAAGUCAUCAGCUUAUCUUGCAGCUUGGCCAUGGACAAACUUGGGCAGUCUUAAGUAUCUGUUGUAUGGGCCCUUGAUAGCCAAGGCAAUACACACCAAUUUCUAUGGAGAAAAUGGAGGAGACAACUGGUGCUUUCAUAUCUUACUGGUUUCUCUUCUCAGAUGUACAAUCUGUCAGAUAUGGACCACUUAUAGCAACAUGUAUUGCCUGUCCAGUAGGCAUAAGAUUUGCAGAAAAGAUGCUGAGUUCGAUCAAAUGGACAGAGAAUGGGAUUGGGACAACUACAUCAUAUUGCAAGCCUUCAUGGCAGCUGCAGCACAUUAUUACUUACCAUUUCUGAGCAAUCUCCCUGCAUGGAAUGCAAAGGGACUGCUCUAUGUGGCCAUUCUCCAUAUGGGUCCAGUAGAAGCCUUGUACUACUGGCUGCACCGUGCGUUUCACACAGAUUUUCUCUUCAAGAACUAUCAUUCUCUCCACCAUGCCUCCAUUACUCUUCAACCACAGACAACUGGGACAGCCACCUUUCUGGAGCACAUUGUUUUGACAUUAAUAAUGGCAGUACCCAUCGUAGGAGCAGGACUGAUGGGAGGAGCAUCAAUGGCCAUAAUCUAUAUUUACUAUCUUCUCUUUGAUUCGCUUAGAUUUAUGGGCCACUGUAACGUGGAAAUGAUGCCUGAAUCCCUUUUCCGUAGUGUUCCUAUGCUCAGAUAUCUCAUCUACACUCCCUCGUAUCAUAGUCUGCACCACACAGAAAUGAGCACAAACUAUUGCCUAUUUAUGCCACUUUAUGACCAUCUGUGGGGCACAUUGAACUCAAAGUCAUGGACUCUCCAACGAUCCGUGUGUGCAGCAGGGGAAGAUAAUAGGGUUCCAGACUUUGUAUUCCUGGCUCACAUAGUGGAUGUGCUUUCGUCCCUUCACGUACGAUUUCUCCUCAGAGGAUUUACUGCCACACCUUUUAGGUCAUGGUGGUUUCUAUGGCCCUUGUGGCCAGUGGUCAUACCAGUCAUGUUUGUAAUGUGGAUUUGGGCAAAACCAUUCGUGAAUACUGGUCACAAAUUGAAAGGAUACCUUAAUCAUACCUGGGUUGUUCCCAGGUUUGGAUUCCAGUAUUUUAUUCCUUUUGCUCAUAAAGGCAUCAACAAUCUCAUUGAGGAAGCCAUACUGAGUGCAGACAAAAUGGGUGUGAAGGUUAUCAGUCUUGCAGCUCUUAACAAGAAUGAAGCUCUCAAUGGUGGAGGAACUCUUUUUGUUAAGAGGCUUCCGAAUCUGAGAGUGAGGGUUGUUCAUGGAAAUACCUUAACAGCAGCUGUGGUCAUCAAGGAAAUAAAACUACAUGUUAAAGAGGUUUUCUUGACUGGAGCCACUUCUAAACUUGGCAGAGUCAUUGCUUUGUACCUCUCCAGGAAGGGGGUCCGUGUACUGAUGCUUACAAAUUCAGAGGAACGUUUUAAAUCAAUUCAGAAAGAGGCUCCUCCUGAAUUGCAGAAGUUUCUAGUUCAGGUGACAAAGUAUGAAGCAGGUCAAAAUUGCAAGACGUGGAUCGUGGGAAAAUGGAUUGCCUUCAAGGAGCAGAGAUGUGCACCCCCUGGAACCCACUUCCAUCAAUUUGUGGUUCCACCAAUAUUUGAAUUGAGGAAUGACUGUACCUAUGGAAAAUUGGUAGGCAUGCAAUUGCCUGAUGCUGUGGAAGAACUUUCAACCUGUGAAUACAAAAUGUCAAGGAGAUGUGUCCAUGCAUGCCAUGCUGGAGGAAUUUUGCAUUUAUUGGAAGGGUGGGAGCAUCAUGAAGUGGGAGCAAUUGAUGUUGAUAAAAUUGAUGUUGUUUGGGAAGCUGCAAUGAAGCAUGGCUUCAAAACUGUCGAGUGAACCGCAAAACUAAAGAAAUCGCCAAGUCAUUGCUAUGUUACUAUUUAUGUUCCAUUGCUAGUUCUAUUGAUUUAAAUUGCACUAGAAAGUAUAACUUUCAAAAAUGGCAUUGGGUAAGUGCCAAAUCAAUGUCAUAUAGCUAUUAUGUCAUGUUUCCAUGGAAAGUUGGAUGGCUAUCAAGUGUAAUUCUAUCAACAAUAGAAAAUUGAUGGUUAUUAAGUGUAAUUUAUUAUUUUAAUUUAUUUAACUGUAUUGGAAUA
Cryptomeria japonica (Japanese cedar) is the source of this 2321-nucleotide messenger RNA. Its product is annotated as very-long-chain aldehyde decarbonylase GL1-1. NCBI's taxonomy places the organism in Eukaryota, Viridiplantae, Streptophyta, Pinopsida, Cupressales, Cupressaceae. Gene Ontology annotation, molecular function: oxidoreductase activity; iron ion binding. The record is from RefSeq and is a predicted model, not a curated record. Bases 190 to 2061 code for a protein of 623 amino acids. The transcript is spliced from 11 exons. Gene Ontology annotation, biological process: lipid biosynthetic process.